Messenger RNA from Capronia epimyces CBS 606.96, 975 nucleotides. Its product is annotated as alcohol dehydrogenase. Gene Ontology annotation, cellular component: cytosol. The coding region runs from base 1 to 975 and encodes 324 amino acids. Gene Ontology annotation, molecular function: aldose reductase (NADPH) activity. The transcript is spliced from 6 exons. NCBI's taxonomy places the organism in Eukaryota, Fungi, Ascomycota, Eurotiomycetes, Chaetothyriales, Herpotrichiellaceae. The record is from RefSeq and is a predicted model, not a curated record.
AUGGCUGUACCAACCAUUACUCUUAAGCCUACAGGGCAGCAGGUGCCUCAAGUCGGGUUCGGGCUCUGGAAGGUGCCAAAUGACAGCACAGCCGAUGUCGUCUACACCGCUAUCCAGAACGGCUAUCGCCACUUCGACGGAGCCUGUGACUAUGGCAACGAGAAGGAAGCUGGUGAAGGAAUUCGACGGGCAAUCAAAGACGGUCUCGUCAAGAGAGAAGACAUUUUCGUGACGAGCAAGCUCUGGGCAACAUUCCAUGCUCCUGAGCACGUUGAAGUGGCAGCAAAACGGCAACUCGCAGAUUGGGGCCUCGAGUACUUCGAUCUGUACCUCAUCCACUUCCCGCUGCCUCUUCAAUAUGUCGACCCCGCCGAGCGCUAUCCACCUGGUUGGUCCAUUGCUGCUGACAAGUGGGAAACGAAAACCGCCAAUGUCCCUCUCGCCACGACUUGGAAGGCAGUAGAAUCGCUGGUUGACGCCGGUCUGGUGAAGAACAUUGGCGUCUGUAACUUCCAGGGCGGCUUGCUGUUGGAUUUGAUUCGUUCGGCGAGAAUCCCUCCCGCCGUGCUCCAAAUCGAGCAUCAUCCUUACCUUGUUCAGCCUCAAUUGCUGGACCUCGCCAAGGACCUUGGCAUUGCUGUGACCGCUUAUUCCAGCUUCGGUCCACUAAGUUACCGAGACAUCCAGAGUCCCAAGGCCUUGGGAACCUCGCUGCUGUUUGAUAAUGAUGUUAUAACAUCGACAGCGAAGAAGCAUGCCAAAACCCCCGCUCAGGUUUUGCUCAAGUGGGCAGUGCAACGAGGUGUGAUUGUGAUCCCCAAGACAGCCGAUAAGCAGCGCCAGUUAGAGAACAAGGAUCUCUUCUCCUUCGAGCUUUCCUCCGAGGAACAGAGCGCGAUCGAUGCAUUGGACAAGGGACUGAGAUUCAACGACCCUGGUGAUUACCUCAACCCUCCCCAGCGUAUCUUUGCAUAG